AUGUUUAAGAUCGAAUCUGAAGCAGACGAAAUGAAAACAAGCGCUAGUAAGUUGGACGAUGCUUGCAAGUACUGCAUGUUGAGGUUAUUAUCAAUGAUCUUGUGGGAAGGAAACACAACUACGGUGACAAUCGGAAAGUUGGCCCACAUUACGGAACGGAAAGGACAUCGUAAAAGUUUCAAGUUGAUGAGUUUUGACAGAAAAUCAAAAGAGACACCUUGCCGAGAAGGAAGCUUCUUGUUCCAUAAUGCAUGA
Funneliformis geosporum is the source of this 255-nucleotide messenger RNA. NCBI's taxonomy places the organism in Eukaryota, Fungi, Glomeromycota, Glomeromycetes, Glomerales, Glomeraceae. The record is from the annotation of a GenBank genome assembly.